Molecule: messenger RNA, 2685 nt
Organism: Heterostelium album PN500
Lineage: Eukaryota; Evosea; Eumycetozoa; Acytosteliales; Acytosteliaceae
Product: translation initiation factor IF-2
Exons: 4
Coding region: 1-2685 (894 amino acids)
Molecular function (GO): GTP binding; GTPase activity
Source: RefSeq, a predicted model, not a curated record
AUGUUAUCGAAUAGUAUCAAUAGACCAUUGUCAUCAGUGGGCUACAAAAAUGUUUCUUUCAUUCUAUCGUCAUCGACACAAAUGAAUUUAACCAUUGGAAUGAUUGGACACAAACCAUAUUCAUCUAACAACAACAUCAACAACAAACAAUCAUCUACUUCUUUGUUUUCCAAUGGUGGUGGUGGUAGUUCAGUCGAUAGAAUGUCGGCUUCAAGUAGCACUGCUGUCGGAGGUGCUACCAAUAGCAGUUCAGUCGGUAGUAGCGGAAGUACUACUGGUAGUGCAUUCCAGAUUCCGGGAUCACCCAUUCCACCAAGUGGAAAGGUAAACUAUUUCGUACAACCGAAUCAACAACAGCAACAACCGAAUCAACAACAACAAGCAAAACCAAUGUUCCCACCAUUGCCACCAAACAACAGAACAUUCCCUUUGAUUCCAAAUCUACCACCAAAGAAUAACAACAACAGUUACAAUCCAAAUGUAGAUCAACCACAAUCUAGAUUUCAUCCACUCUUCCACAGACAAAACAACAAUAACAACAACAUGAAUAUUCAGAAUCAACCAAAUAACAACAAUAACAAUAUGAACAAAUCAACUAGUCAACCUAUUUUACCAAAGAUUAGAGGACAACAACAACAACAACAAUAUAAUAGUAAUAAGGUUGAAUAUGAUUUGGAUGAGGACGAUGAUUAUGAAGAGUAUAGAGCAGCAACAAAGAGAAAACAGAGUCAGAAAAAAUCUAAAGCAAUGAGUUCAGUUUCAGAGAAAGAGAUAUUAUUGCCUUUGGUUCCAACACCAAAGUCAAUGUCUUCACUGACAGGACGUUCAACAGUUGAGAUUCUAAAGUGGAUGAUCAAGAUGGGUGAAGCACCGACACGUUCCGACGAAGUGCUUGGUGAAGAUCUCUUGAAUCUCUUCUCGGAGGACAUCGGUGUGAAGUUUGCUCGUGUCAAGGAGCGCAGUGAAUUCCGCACUGGCAAACGUCAACAAGAUGCCACCUGGAAGCGAAAGACACCGGUAGUAACGGUGGUCGGUCAUAUCGAUCACGGAAAGACCAGUCUUCUCGACUACCUGCGUAAUACAUCGGUUGUCGAGAAGGAAGCCGGUCGUAUCACCCAACACAUCGGUGCUUUCGAAGUGGAGAUUGCCGAUGGCCAGAAGAUCACUUUCAUGGACACGCCGGGACAUGCCGCCUUCUCGACGAUGCGUGUGCGUGGCGUCAGCACCACCGAUAUCGCCAUAUUGAUUGUGGCGGCGGACGACGGUGUUCAGGAGCAAACGAUCGAAGCGAUCAAAGCGAUUCACGACGCCAAGGUUCCAUUCAUUGUGGCGAUCAACAAGAUUGACAAGCCCGGUGCCGACGUCGAGCUGGUGAAGCGCCAGCUGUUGGAGCAAGGCGUUGCUCUCGAGGGACACGGUGGAAUGGUGCCGUACUCUGAGAUCUCUGCCAAGACCGGUGAGGGAAUACAACACCUCGAGGAGACCAUUCUCCUGUCGUCGGAGAUCUACGAUCUGCAGGCGUCGUUCGAGGGCAAUCCAGAGGGAGUUGUCAUCGAGUCGACUUUUAUCAAGAAUCGUGGUGUUAGCGCCACCAUCUUGGUGAAGCACGGAAUACUGAAGACUGGACAAUUCUUUGUUUGUGGCGAUACCUAUGGAAAGAUCAGAGAGAUGAAGAACUUCACUGGUGCCAAUAUCAAAGAGGCACCGCCUUCCACACCAGUGGAGAUUUUCGGAUUCAAGCUGGAUCCACCCAGUCCCGGUGAUGAAAUCCAUGUUGUCGAGAGCGAGCAACGCGCCAAGGAGAUCAUAGAAGCUAGAAAUGAGAGUAAGAGUCGUAGCGAAACACUGGAUCUCAUUGAAAAUGUUGAAGCAACAGCAGCAGCAGCCGAGAAUAGCAAGUUGAGCGCAAAGAAGGGAACUUUCAAGAAAUACAAGGAUGAAGACGACAAUGAUUAUUUGGAUCCAGAGAAGAUGGCAGAGGAAGUCAAGGCGAAUCUCGGUGCCAAGCCGGUCAAGGAGAAGAUUGCCCUGCACAAACUGGCAAACCUCUACUUGAAGGGAGAUGUCGGUGGCUCGGUGGAAGCUUUGCAAUUCGCGCUGAAAGCUCUUCCACAGGACGAGGAAAUCACUUACAACGUUGUCAAGACUGCGUAUGGUGAGGUGACCGAUGUCGACCUGAAGGAGGUUGCUCUUCUGAAGGCACCGCUCAUCUACUUUGGACCGAAACUUGACCAUCGUAUCUGUGAGAACGCCAAGAAGCAAGGUGUUCCAUUGAUCGAGGGUGAUGUCAUCUAUCACGUAGUCGACAAUCUCAAGGUUUACUUGGAGUCAACGCUGGAUCCAGUCGAUGUUUACACUGUCAUCGGUGAGGCCAAAGUACAGCAACUCUUCAACAUCGAUAAAACCAAUCAAAUCGAAAUCACUGCCGCCGGUUGUAAAGUAACCAACGGUAUUUUGAAGAAAGGUUCAAAAGUCAGAGUAAAGCGUGGUGAAGAGAUUAUUCAUGAUGGCAGAAUUGAAAUUAUUAAACAUUUUAAGGAACUUGUAAAAGAAGUAAAUAAAGGACAAGAGUGUGGUAUUUGUAUAAAGAAUUUCGAUGAAAUCGUUCAAGGUGAUACUAUUAUUGCAUACACCAAGAGUGAAGAAACAAGAAAACUUGGAGAGAAAGUAAAGAUUUACCGUUAG